Molecule: messenger RNA, 4614 nt
Organism: Ylistrum balloti
Lineage: Eukaryota; Metazoa; Mollusca; Bivalvia; Pectinida; Pectinidae
Product: microtubule-associated protein futsch-like
Exons: 9
Coding region: 1-4614 (1537 amino acids)
Biological process (GO): meiotic chromosome segregation
Cellular component (GO): chromosome, centromeric region; nucleus
Source: RefSeq, a predicted model, not a curated record
AUGAGUGCACAGGGGCAAAUUAUCAUGGCUGUAUGGGAUCUGGGAUGGGGAAUGGAGGAAAAAGACACAGACAUGGGUAUUGAUGCUCCAAAGGAAAAGAAGCCAAGAGUGUUAAAACGCAUCAAAAAGAAGAAACCUGAUUUAAAUGUUUCGUCGACCAAGAAAAAGAAAGCAUUUAGCUAUGGUCGGAGCAAUAUAAGUAUGAGUACAUCUAUUCAGAAGCAGAGUUUGCGGGCGAACAACAAGGCCCUAGCCUUUAACUUAGAGAGAACGAGGGAGGCUCUUCGUAUCGCUAAUGAUGCUAACCUUGAGCUACAGAGAAAUAAUCAAGAACUUCAUAUGAAACUGACAACAUUGGAGAGAGUAGCAGGGCUCAAAGACGAGGAAAUUGAAAGUGAAGUUAACACCAGGCUCAAGAAACACAUGUUGGAACUGAAAACUAAGAUGGUUGGUAUGCGACGACUUUUCUAUGAUGCUUUUGCCUGUAUGGAUGAUGUAACAGACAUGUGUAAUCUUCUGUCCCAUCGCACAAGUCAUCGGGACGCCUCCCUGGGUAGCUCUGCCAGUGACACUUCCAUUUCUCAUGGAGCUUUAGCAAGUCAUUGCAGGUCUCUUUUUUCUCAACUUCCCAAAACUGGCUUUCCUGCAAUGUUACCAAGUCAGGAUGAGUUACCUACAGGGUAUGAACUGACUCCAUCCUCAGGCAUCACCCAUGAUAUGAGUAUGAUUGUAGAAACUUCAGUGCUGCUUGAUGAUAUCAGACCUCCCAUUGAUCUGGUGGAACCCAUCACUGACAUUGAAGAAGCAGAUGACGAAAGUGUGAAACCAAAGAAAAUGGUGUCUGUGGGUGAUAGCACUGGAGGCAAUAGUGUAAAAAUGGCCCCACAAAGGGUGUUGAAACUGAGGAAUCAAGAUUCUACUUCAGACUCCAAGACACACUCCGUUUCCAUGGAAACGUUGGAUGUUCCUACUGGGAGUCUUGCCACAGCAAGCAGAAAGUUUGAUCGCCGAGGCACCUUUGUUAUCAAUUCCAGGAUAUCUGACAAUUCACCAUCAAGGUCAAUGUUAUCCAAGAAAGAUAAUUCAGAAAUGAAAGACAGAACCCUGAAACUAGCCGCAAAUGGGUCACAGACAAGCGUUGACCAAUGCCAGAUAAGCAUAGGAGAAAACUACUCUUCCACAAGAUCUCCAUCAUCAAAACACGAGACACCUGUCCUUGGUUUAAAGUUAGGGUCAGAGUCACUGAAUGUUUCCUCAAUGCCAAAAUCAAAAGGAAAGCUCCAUAAACAGAGUAAGUCUGAAUGUACGGAUAGCUCUGAUGAACAUGUUCGAAGAAAAACUUUUGUGGUGCCUCAAGUAGAACAGGUUACAGAGUCCAGUAAACCAAGCACCUCCAAGUCAUCUGAAUGUUUGUCUAGUGAUACAGGAGGAGAUGCUGUAGAGGAUAGACGGAGAACAUACUUACUCCCACCUUCACUUCCAACAUCGGCAAGCAAUCGAAGCUUGUCACCAGUUUUAAUAGGAAAUUGUGACGAUGUUACUCAGUGCUUCAGUCUAGACAUGGAAAUGACAGAAGUAAUUGAUAGUACACAGCUGAUACAGGUGGCAAACUCUGAACAGAAUCAGGCUACAGAUAGUUCAACAGAAUCUGGAGUCCUCAAGGAGUUACAGCAGAGAAGUGAAAGCAUCAAUUUGUUGCCAAACUCUUCUGAUUCAUCUGAUUCUGAGGUAGUGAGCAAACCAGCAUCAGUGGAAUUUCGCAUUCCACGGCCUGGGAAGAUUGUUUUCUCUGCAUCCAGAAAAGAGAUGGAUGGAUCAAGAAAACCAGUCCCCUCCAAACUGCCAUUGAAAGCUCGUUCAAAGUCAAAGAUAAAAUUAAGCAGGAGCAAAGGGCGAAAAGACACUGUGCCAGAAUCACCCAAGGAAUUGAAGUCUAUAUUUGACUUCCAUGAUAGGACUCCAAAGGCGAAAGACGAUACCACAAAGACAACAGGCUCUGUGUAUGAUUUAUCUAUGAAUGAGUCUCUGAGAGACACUGGUAACAAGCCGUCACUGAGUCAGUUCAGAGAGAAAUGUGAACAAGAACUGAAAAGUAAAACUCCCACUGUAAGUAAACAAACCGAUAUCAAAAUACUUCCUGAUAACCCAGUGUACUAUGAACCUUUAAAGGAAUGCUCGCCUGAACCACCUGUUCAGAAACGAAGCAGAUCAAAAAGCCGGACAAGAAAAGGAGAUGGAAAUGAAAGUUGUAGCUCAAGGGCACGGUCUCAAAGUUGUAGACGAGAAGAGGAAGAAAAAACAAAGGGAGAUGAAAAUAUGGAUAAUGUUUCAGAGUCGAGAGGGAGGUCUCGUAGUAAGCGAAGACAUAAUACAUCAGAAGGGGUAGCUUCACCUGUCUCUGCAAACAACAAAGAAUCAGAUCUUACCAAAACAGAAGAGGAAACAAAAAGUUGCCAGUCAAGAGGGAGAUCACGUAGCAGACGAAGACAGAACACUGAGGAAGCUGACAAUGAAGUGAAAGAGAGUGAAAUGAAAGAAAGAUCUUGUAGUAGAGACAGGAGCAAGGAUGUUAACUGUUGUAUGGAUGAAGACAUUGAAAAACAAAGUUUGAGAACCAGAACACGAUCUCGGAGCAGACGACGAAAAGAGCUUCCAGAAGAGGACAUGACGUUAGCAAAAGAUGAUGUUGUUUUAGCUCCAGAAAAGAAGGAAAGAGUGGAGCCGGUGUCCACUUCUGUAUCUAGGUCAGAAAACAGUGAAAAUACUAAAAGUCCCAACUCUGGAUCACAAAAUAUCAAAAGGAAAACAGAUAUUGAUGCAGAUGUGGACUUUGUUAGAGAAAAGGAAUCUCUGAAAACCAGGACACGGUCUAAAAGUAGACUUCGCAAAGAGAUGGAGGAGAAUGAAGAUGACAACUCUGAUAUUUGUGAAUUGAAACUUAAAUCAGGAAGCAGGCAAAUCAGAGAUUCACAUUUAAUUAUGUCAGAAUCUGAACUUGAAAAGGAGAACAAAGGUCAGACGUCAAGAUCAAAGUCACUUGAAAGAGGAAGCUUGGAUGAGGAGAAUAUUGAUCAAAAAUCAAAAAGUAGACUAAAAAAUUCUGAACUUAAUGAAGAGGGUGAAGGCCUCACUUCAAGGGCAAGGUCAAGGGGGAGGGCAAGGUCAAGGGGGAGAGUAUUGCCUGAAAAUGAAGAUGUUAAUAUUGAUGAUAGAAAAACCAGGGGAAGAUCACAAAGCAGACGGAGGAAGGAUAAUCUACCUGUUGAUUCUGAUGUUGAAACAGAUGUACCAGCAUCCCAGAUAGAGUCAGGAAAUAUUUAUUGUAACAAUAUGGAAGGAACUCCUGACAAAGUUAUAAGGAAAACAAAGUCAGCAGGUGAAGAUUUUACCAGGAAUGAGAAAAAGAGUGCCUUUAAAAGAAGCCAGUCCAGGGCUCGAUCUAGAACAAGAAAAGUUAAGGAAGGAAUGACAGAGGAGAUUGAGGCUGACUCCAAACAGCAGAUACAGCCAACUGAGGAACAUCCAGAGGUUGUGGUACUUGACAGCGAUGAAGACAAAUCUAGCUUACCUCAAACACUAAAGACUAAUUCUGUAAAUGAAACUUCUGAUGAUGAGGAGAUCCCAGCUAGUUCUGACGAGGAUAAAAAAGGUGCAUCCAUGCUAAAGUCUGUUACGAAAAAGGCAAACUUGAGGAAAUUAGAUGUUCAGGAAAAUAUAUAUAAUGAAGAAGAGGUUGAGGAAUCUGUCAUCAUCUUGUCUUCACCACCACCGGCACCAGGAAAGGCAAAGAAAAAGUUGUCACUCCACAAGAAAAACAGUAGAAAAAGCUCUGAUUCCUCAGACAAUAGUGAACAGUCCAACAUAGAUAAAACAAAAGAGAAAAUCAAGAAUGAAGAAGCAAAGGAGAUUUCGUCGGAGAAGAAAAGGAAAGUCAUCGAUUGUGAUGGAGAUGAGAUCCCACGAUUGGCUGAAGGUAUAUUUGUUACCAAGCGAGGCAGAAGUCUUAAGCCAAGCAAACAGACCAUGAAAGACGAGGAAUUAGAUUUUGAUUUUGAUAAUCUUAGCGAUAACUAUAACUUAGAUAGCAGCAUGCUUAGGUUACAGAAAACUCCCCGAACACCUGGACAAGAGGGGUCAAAGGUCAUCCCAAAGGAUAAAACAAGCAGUACAAAGUUAAAGACACUUAAAAGUUCAAAGAAGAGCACUAAGAAACGGCGCAGGUCAAAUUGUAGUUCACCUUCUGAAGUAGAACGGCUUACUCCAAGAAACAGAAAAAGCAAUGAAGCAAUAACCAGAAGUAACAAAGAGAAUGACAUGCCUACUCUUGGACUUUCUGAACAACUACAGAAUAUCAGAAAGAAGCUUCUUUCCCUAGACAAACGGCAAAGCAAAUCGUCAAUAGAAUCACAGCCCUCCACUGGCUCCAUCAACUUUGACUUCUCAAAACUGGAUAUGGGAAGUAAUGAACCUGAAAAUAAACGACAGAGAAGAGGAAUUGCACAAGUGUCUUACAAAGAAAUGUCCCUAGCCACUAAAAUGAGACGGGAAGAUUUUGAAAACUCAAAAAAUGCCAGGAAACCAAUGAGUAAUGUGUCAACACCUGUGUCCAAGUAA